Myotis myotis is the source of this 951-nucleotide messenger RNA. Its product is annotated as olfactory receptor 52B2-like. Gene Ontology annotation, cellular component: membrane. NCBI's taxonomy places the organism in Eukaryota, Metazoa, Chordata, Mammalia, Chiroptera, Vespertilionidae. The transcript has a single exon. The coding region runs from base 1 to 951 and encodes 316 amino acids. Gene Ontology annotation, biological process: G protein-coupled receptor signaling pathway. Gene Ontology annotation, molecular function: olfactory receptor activity; G protein-coupled receptor activity. The record is from RefSeq and is a predicted model, not a curated record.
AUGUCAGCUCCCAACUACUCCACUGUCAAUUACGAUAUGUUUGUCCUCAUUGGCAUCCCUGGACUGAGGGAGCUACACAUGUGGAUCUCCAUCCCCUUCUGCCUGAUGUACCUGGUGGCCGUGGCAGGAAAUGGAAUCCUGAUCUACGUGGUGGCAGUGGAACGCAGUCUUCAUGAACCCAUGUACCUCUUCCUCUCCUUGCUUGCUUUUUGGGAUCUGAUCCUAUCCACAUCCACAGUACCCAAAGCUCUGAGCAUCUUCUGGUUUGAUGACGUGGACAUCUCCUUUGGUGGUUGUGUAGCCCAGCUCUUCUUUAUGCAUUUUGCCUUUGUAGUGGAGUCAGGCAUUCUCUUGGCCAUGGCUUUUGACCGCUAUGUAGCCAUCUGCUACCCACUAAGGUAUACCACCAUUCUUAGCCAUGGUGUCAUUGGCAAAAUAGGGGGUGCUGUAGUGCUCAGGGGUUUUGCAACUGUUUUCCCUAUUGUCUUCCUUGUGAAACGCCUGCCCUUCUGCCGGACAAACAUCAUUGCCCACACAUUCUGUGAACACAUGGGGCUGGCAAAGCUGGCUUGUGCUGAUAUCACCAUCAAUAUUUGGUAUGGAAUCUCUGUGCCAUUGCUCAGUGUUAUGCUAGAUAUGGUGACAAUAGUCGUCUCCUAUGGGCUUAUUCUGCGGGCAGUCUUCAGGCUGCCAUCCCAUGAUGCUCGGAUGAAAGCGCUCAGCACCUGUGGUUCCCAUGUCUGUGUCAUCCUCAUGUUCUACCUUCCAGGGAUUUUCACUGUCAUUGUUCAGCGCUUUGGCAGAAAAAUCCCCAAGCAUGUCCACAUCCUGCUGGCCAAUCUGUAUGUUCUUGUUCCCCCCAUGAUGAACCCAGUUAUCUAUGGAGUAAAGACCAAACAAAUUCGUGAACGAGUGGCCCUUGUAUUUUCUUCAAAAGGGAAGUAUUGCUGA